AUGAGUUACAGAAGUAAAGAUAUCCCGCCUAGUAGAGGACAUGGCCAUGCUGGAAGAGGAAGAGGCCAUAGAGGCAGAGGCUCAAGAGGUUCGAGAGGGUCCUCCAGAGGUGGUUAUAAGAGUGGAGGCCACAGAGGCUCGACCAGAGGAGGGUACAGAGGCAAGAGCAGAGGAGGAACUAGAGGUAGAUAUUCAUCCAGAGGCGGAUAUUCUUCAAGAGGAGGCUACAAAUCUCAAGAAUAUUAUGGAUACUAUGAUUACUACGGGGACUAUUAUGGCCAAUACUAUGGAUACUAUGGGGAAGAAAGUAAGAGUACCCAUAAAGGAAGUUUUUAUAAAAAAAAUCAGUUUAACUACGCUAAGGAUAGAAAACACAGCCAUAAGCAAGAUGACCCUGAGACUAAGACUUUUGUCCACAAUAAAGGAAAGGUAGAAGAGACUCUGUAUAAGACUGGAAAAGGCAAGACUCUUAAGAUUAUGAUGGUGGCUGAGAAGCCAAGCAUUGCUAAAACAAUAGCAGGAAUUUUGAGUGGAGGAACAGCAAGAGAAGGCAAAGGAAUCAUCAAAUCAUGCAGUGUAUGGGAAUAUGAAGGUGACUUCAAAGGGUAUAAAGCAAAGUUUCAUAUUACCUCAGUAGCAGGACAUAUGUAUUCAAGAGAUUUCCCUGAAAAAGUGGAUACAUGGAGCUGCGAUCCAAAAUCUUUAUUUGAAGAAGAAACUAUUCAAACUCCAACAUCUAAAGCUCUCUGCAAACAUAUUCAAACUGUUGGAAAGGAUAUUGAUUUCCUUCUUCUCUGGCUUGAUUGUGAUAGAGAAGGUGAGAAUAUUUGUUUUGAAGUUAUUGAAAAUGUUAAGACUUCUCUUCCUUUCCCAAAAGAGAAUCAUAUAUUCAGAGCCAAAUUUUCGUCUCUCGCUAACAAAGAUAUUAAAGCUGCAUAUGAGGAAAUUAUUCACAUGCCAAAUGAGUAUGAAUCAAAAAGUGUAGAGGCAAGGCAGAUCAUUGAUCUUAAAAUUGGAAUUGCCUUCUCUGUUUUCCAGACCCUAAGACUAAGAGAAAAAUAUCCAAUGAUAGAAAAUGUAUCAAGAGUGAUCUCAUACGGCCCUUGCCAAUUCCCUACAUUAGGAUUCUGUAUCGAAAGAGCUGAGAGAAUCAAGAAGUUUGUUCCAGAACCAUACUGGUACCUUAACGCUACUAUUAAAAGUGAUUCUGCUGUAACUCCAAAUCUUUCUUUGAAAUGGAAAAGGAAGAAGCUUUUUGACCAAACUUCGGUGGAAAUUAUCCAAACAGAAAUCAGCUCUUGUACCACAGCUUGGUGCAACAGGAUAUCAGAGUAUACUGAAUCACAGAACAAACCCUUAGGCCUAAACACAGUGAAGCUCUUGAAGGUAGCCUCUUCAGGCUUUGGCUUGAGUUCUCAUGUUACCAUGAGGAUAGCAGAGCAUCUUUAUUUAAGCGGAUUCAUCACAUAUCCAAGAACUGAAAGUACAGCUUACAGUAGUAACUUUAACUUUAAUGAAGUACUUGAAGCUCAUAAGAGUCAUCCAGACUGGGGAUACUAUGCCAGUGGCUUACUUGAGGAAGGACAUGAAAAGCCAAGAGCAGGUGUGGAUGCAGGAGACCAUCCUCCAAUUACCCCUGUAAGAUGUGCUGACCAAUCUCAGUUGCAAGACCUCGAUUGGAAGAUCUACCAAUUUAUCACUCAAAAUUUCCUUGCAACAAUUUCAAAACCAGCUAAGUACAAAGUAGUCAAGGCUGAGUUCAUCAUCGGGCCAGAGUUCUUUGAACUAUCAGGAAAGCAAAUGGUCAGCAGUGGAUUCCUAGAGAUCACUCCAUGGCUGUCAAGCUCUCAGGAUGUAGAGCUCCCUGAUAUUCAACAAGGAGUUGAAUAUGAGAUCAACUCUAUCGAAAUCAAAGAGGGAAAGACCACUUCUCCUGGAUAUCUGACAGAGUCAGAUCUCAUCUCCUGUAUGGAAGCUAAUGAAAUCGGUACUGAUGCUUCUAUCCCAACCCACAUCAAGAACAUCAUCGACAGAGGUUAUGUCAAGGUAAACACUAAGAAAGGAAGAUCCUUGGUUCCCACUAAUCUUGGCAUGGCCCUUGGAAGAGCUUAUUGCGAGAUAGACUCAGAGCUGAUUCUUCCAAAGGUCAGAUCCUACAUUGAAAAAUCUUGUGAUGCCAUUGCAAAGGGCAAGGUUACCUUCAAAUCUGUUGUUGACCAUGUCCUCAAGACUUUUAAGCAGAAGUUUGAAUUCUACUCUGAACAAUUUGCUCUUGUUGACAAAAUCAUCAAGUCAGAUUUUGUCGAUAAAUAUGGUGAAGAGAGGAAGAAAGAUAAAGGAAAUAAAAAUCAAGCUGUCAAGGAUUAUAAGGAGAUCGGAUUCCCUCAAGAAAUGCGGAGUUAUGAGCACUGUAAGCUUUUUGAGGAAGUCAAGACCAUCACUGUUGAGAAGACAGCCCACCUACAUUGCAAUAUCUGUAAGAAUAAAGGAACGAUGAAGAAAAUCAAGCCUAAGAACAAGAGAGAUACUAGCAUUCAUCUUCGUUGUUCUCAAUGUAAAUACGAGUUUAGCUGCUUUAAAGACUGCAAUAAAUUUGAGAUUCUCAAAAAUGGCUGUGAAAACUGUAAUAGUUCUUUAGUCAGAGUAAACUACCCUGUGAAGGACUCUCCCUUCCCUAUGUCAGCCAAUCAGCACACAGGAUGUCUCUUCUGUGACGAGGUUUACAAGGAGAUUGUCGAAUACCCAGAAGCCUCUGAGAACAGUUCUAGUCAACCAGAGAAUAAGAAGGCAGAAGAUAAGCCUGCAGAUGCCGGUGGAAUCAUAAUCUCCAAAAAGAAGAAGAGAUAA
This is a messenger RNA of Moneuplotes crassus, 2847 nucleotides long. NCBI's taxonomy places the organism in Eukaryota, Ciliophora, Spirotrichea, Euplotida, Euplotidae. The record is from the annotation of a GenBank genome assembly.